AAUACGCAUGCGCAGAAUAUUUGUUCACGGAAGUAAUAUGCACGUGUAGGCAUUUCAAAAGUAGUCUUUGAAGAGAUUUACAAAAUAAAUCAUUAAUAAUUCCUAACACAUCUCUUUAACGAUGGCCGCAAAAAAGCUAAUAUUUCCUAUUUACCAGCUGGGAAACCCUCAGCUGCGAAUCUUCAGACCCAACUGGAUCCUGACUUUAGUAAGGCCGGGGAAAGAGCAGCCUCCUGACACCGUACAGUUUCGCAUCCCUAUGGUAAUGACCAAAUGUGAUGUGAAGAACUACUUGGAGAAUAUCUACAACGUCCCAGUGGGGGCAGUCCGUACCAGGAUACAGUAUGGCACUAACAAGAAGAGGAACCACUUAAAUCAGAGAGUCAAGCAGCCUGAUUAUAAAGUAGCUUAUGUUCAGCUGGCUAAGGGCCAGACAUUCACUUUCCCCAACAUCUUCCCAGAGAAGGACAUCACACCAAUGGAGGGCUCCUUGGACGAGGCUCAGCAGAAGUUCAUGGAGGAUGAAAGGCAGAGGCAGAAACCUGACCCCAGAAGAGGAGGGGUCAGUGAAUGGUUUGGACUCUGAAAGAACCCACUGACCAGGAACAACACCCCCCACCCCCCAAACAUGUAUGUUUGGCUGGGAGCAACAUGCAUGCCUUCAUUUAUAGUUUGACUGUUCUGAUGCCACUUGUGUUUCUGGAAGAGGCCUUCAGAAGUCUUGAGUCCAGAAGAAGGAACAUGUGUGAUUGAGGCUGCAGACAUGUGUUUGCUGUGCAAGUUUGCGAGGCGGCAGUCCAAUAACCAAAGCCAGAAGAGAAUCGCAGGAGGAGGAGAGUGGCUGAACUCCAUCUUUUAAGAGACCAGCCCAGUGUACAGAAUCUCUGUCACCUCACAUGACCUCUUCUGCUGCUGCUCUGCCUCCUCCACCUUCACAUUUACCCUCAUUUUCUCAUCUUUUUCUCUCAUUUUCUCCUCCUGGUGCCCAUCAUCCCGAUGUGUCACUCUUUGUCUCUCCUCUUUGGAUUUUCUUCUCAUCCUCUUUCACCUCCUCUCCUGUCUCUCUUUUUUCCCUGCUGCUCUCCUCUGUCUCUGCUGUGCUGAAGAUUGGUAACAUGAGGUAUCCCUAGCCGCCUUGACUCUCAGCCAGUUGGACCAGACCAUCUGGAACCCCCACAUUUACCCUCUUUUAUGAGUUUGCCUUGAAUUAAUUGACCACUUUAGAUAAACAACAGCUGAGAUGUUGUCUGAGUAAAGCAAUGGCAUGGAUUUUGUUGGAGUGUUUUUUAGUGUUUUAUGGUAGCACCUCUUGCUGUAGCUCUCAGAGAAAUAUUGCAGCCUGCGUUUAUGUGUUAGUCCAGUAUGUGGGAAUUGCCAGUGAAACUGUCUGAUUAUAAGUGCCGCUGUUGGAAUAGAACUAAUAAACUAUCACUCAUCCAGAA
Messenger RNA from Thalassophryne amazonica, 1442 nucleotides. It is a transcript of the gene mrpl23, whose product is annotated as mitochondrial ribosomal protein L23. NCBI's taxonomy places the organism in Eukaryota, Metazoa, Chordata, Actinopteri, Batrachoidiformes, Batrachoididae. Gene Ontology annotation, molecular function: structural constituent of ribosome. Gene Ontology annotation, biological process: mitochondrial translation. The record is from RefSeq and is a predicted model, not a curated record. Bases 122 to 586 code for a protein of 154 amino acids. Gene Ontology annotation, cellular component: mitochondrial large ribosomal subunit; ribosome. The transcript has 5 exons.